Messenger RNA from Cladophialophora yegresii CBS 114405, 1512 nucleotides. RefSeq lists its product as uncharacterized. Lineage: Eukaryota; Fungi; Ascomycota; Eurotiomycetes; Chaetothyriales; Herpotrichiellaceae. The transcript has a single exon. The coding region runs from base 1 to 1512 and encodes 503 amino acids. Gene Ontology annotation, molecular function: protein binding. The record is from RefSeq and is a predicted model, not a curated record.
AUGCCCAAACGAAGAAGGAGCGAUGAGGAUGUCGGCGAAGACUGCGCUCGCGCAAAGCGAAGUCGCACAGGCUCCAGACGAAAUCUGCUCGACAUCAGCGACGAAAUCCUCCUCAGGAUCCUUUCCUAUCUACCUCCAAGAGAAUUACUGCGGACCGAGUGCGUGUCACGCCGCAUGCGGGCCCUUGCCGCGGACGGGGGAAUUUGGAAAACGAAAUACCUUGAUACGUUCACCCGGCCUCGUUUGAGAGCGCCUACAGUGGUAGCGAUCAAUGGGGAGUCAGUUGAUUGGAAGAGUCGAUUCAAAACCAAAACGAAUUGGUCAAAUGGCAAGGCGAAACUUCACGAACUGGAAGUGGCACGCCCGCCUGCCGGGCCUGUAAUUGCCAAGGUGCACAACGGCGUCAUAAUUACUGUCGACCCUUCAGGGCUUCGAGCUUGGUCGUCGAAACAGGGGACAAGGACCUUGCGAGCACACUUUCCCCUUGACGCGACAUCGGCAGCGACCUGUCUGUCUACAGAGAAUGUGGACGGACAGGUCAGGGUUUUGCUUGGUUUCGAAGAUGGCUCGUGGUUAGUCUACGGCUAUGAACGAGACCGAUUUGAGCUCCAUUGCUCUCAUCUAUCUGCCGACGGACCCUUGCUAGCCGUCUCCCUCUCCCAUCCCUUCGCAAUGACAGUUUCUAGAACCAAAUUCUUGAGCAUUUACCAUCUGGCUACCCGAGACUCCCCGACCUCAUGCUGCAAGGAUAUAUCGACGGUUGCGCGGUUUCAGUCUGAUGCUUCCUUUUCGCCUAUAUCGGUAUCUCUCCGACGCGCGCCUAGUGGCAUCAUUGCUGCGGUUGCGUACGCUUUCGAGAGGCUCCAUUCUGGGUGGUGUAUGGGUUUGCAAGAGAUCCGACUGAGUGGGACUGGACGCAUCCUCGAGAGCAGACUGGCCUCUAGCCUCGAGACCGCGUUAGACAGGGAGUCUGUACGACAGAACAAGUGGAAUAUGACGACGCGAUUCACAAGCUCCAUGCCAUUAGCAGUGCAUCCUCAGACGAGAAGUCCACCGACUUCUCUUUCUUAUGAGCAUCCAUACCUGAUCGGCACGUUGGCGGACAAUACCAUGAUGAGUUUCCUCGUGACCUCGAACCACGACCGUCUUGAGAUCGGUCCAGGGCGACGGCUCUGGGGCCACACUUCUGCCGUUUCCGGUGCAGAGGUCAACAACAGGGGCAAGGCUGUGUCAAUCAGCUCUCGUGGAGACGAAGUACGGGUAUGGGAACUAGAACACGUGAUGACGGGGUUUCCAGCCAAAACAAGCACUCGGAUCAGAGCUGUCGACGCGUUGUCUAGUAUUGCAGCCGCAUUGGCUCGACGGGGAUCUGGGUUGGGUCUUGCUCUGCCUGAGAUGAAACGUGAACUCGAGCUGAAUAGGCGUUGGGUUGGAUUCGAUGAGCAGCAGGUCGCGGUGCUGGGUGAGACAGCAGACCACACACAAGUAAUGGCUCUGUACGAUUUCACGUAG